AUGGCAUCGCUCUUCCAAUACAGGCAAAUCCGCCGGGCUAUUCAACAGAAAAUUGAAGGAAGCUUCACUGAAAAUUGGGACAAACAGAGGGCAAACUUCGAUGAUACGGCCGCCCAGUCAGUCAUAAUUGUCAAUUGGUCCAGAGAAAACGAUCCGACCAACCCUGUAAAUUACAGUACUCCACGGAAAGCUGUUAUGACUUUGCUUGUCUCCCUUCUUGCUAUCGCCGUCACCGCGUCGUCCUCGAUAGACGCUUGCGGUGUAACGCAGUACAGUGAAUAUUUUAACGUCUCUGGUGUUCUAUGUUUUCUUAUCGGCUUCGGCAUUGGUUCCCUGUUUUCUGGGCCAUUUUCGGAAACAUUUGGACGUAGUGCCGUCUAUCUUGUUACCAUGUUCGUAUUUCUACUCUUCGUCAUCGUAUCUGCACUUGCCCCUACCCUACAAAGCCAUCUGAUAUUCCGAGUUUUGGCUGGCUUUUUCGGUUCCACGCCUCUUACUUGUGCCGGCGGAACAGUGGCGGACCUGUGGAAUCCCUUACAGAAGACUUACGCAUUUCUCCUUUACGCUGUUCCGGCAUUUGGCGGGCCGGUGAUCGGGCAAACCAUUGGUAGCUUUGUUCCCAUCACCUUGGGAUGGCGAUGGUUGGAAUGGAUUAUGCUUAUCAUGGAGGGUCUAACUCUCAUGGUUGUUUGGAAGGCCGCUGAACUGCGGAAGCAGACGGGUAAUGAUCAAUACAGAGCACCGAUGGAGCUACAACGAACCGAUCAUUAUUCUUAUGGGGUUCUCUAUCUCACCAUCGUAUAUAUGGUGCUUUUCUCAUUUCUCGAAGGCUAUACGUUCGUAUUUGGAAGGACAUACUCACUCUCCCAGGGCCUUACGAGUAUCGCAUGGGUGGGCAUGCUGGUCGGUGAGCUGCUUGUUUCCUGUGUCAUUCCACUUGUAUACUCCUGGACAUGCAGAGAGUAUAAACGGACUUCCCGUAUCCGGCCAGAGGCGCGGCUAUGGUAUGCUACGCUGGGUGAUGCUCCCGCCGUACCUAUCAGCCUGUUCUGGAUGGGAUGGACUAGCUGUUCGACGGUCACCAUCUGGUCGCCCCUCAUUGCCUCGGUGCUGUUUGGUUAUGGUAUCACCACAAUCUUCCUUGUCGCCUACAUGUACAUCAUUGACUGCUAUAGAGUGUUUUCAGCGUCUGCAUUGGGUUUCGUGGUCUUUUCGCGGUACAUAGUGGCGGGGGCGAUCUCUGUGGCGGGUGCUCCGAUAUAUUGCUCUUUGGGAGUUCAUGCACUUGCAGGAGUGAUCCCUUAUCUGCUUUAUGUUUAUGGGCCAAGCAUAAGGAAGCACAGCAAAUAUGCUACCAAGAAAAAUUGA
Messenger RNA from Aspergillus costaricaensis CBS 115574, 1368 nucleotides. Its product is annotated as MFS general substrate transporter. Bases 1 to 1368 code for a protein of 455 amino acids. Gene Ontology annotation, biological process: transmembrane transport. Gene Ontology annotation, molecular function: transmembrane transporter activity. Lineage: Eukaryota; Fungi; Ascomycota; Eurotiomycetes; Eurotiales; Aspergillaceae. The transcript has 6 exons. The record is from RefSeq and is a predicted model, not a curated record.